AUGAAAUUUUUGCGAAGGCCAUGGGUUACGGCCCUCCUGCUAUUAAAUUUGCUGGUAAUGGGAUUGCUGCUUUACUUUGGGUGGGCAGAGUCCAAGUUUCCUGGCGAAAGUGCAGGGAAAUCCGGUGUUGCUCCGAGAGCACCGAAAUAUAUGAUGUGUGUUGGAGAAAGGCUUCUGGUGGACGCAAAGACGGGGAAACUGGGGGACGUUAGUGGGGACAAUGUUAUCCCGUUAAUGGUGGUCCCGCUUAUGCUUGAUCUGGAAGAAUUCAAAAAGCUGAUGUGCAAUAUCAGUGUGCCAAUCCGGCGGUUGCUCUUGGUGCAGAACGGCAGGGAGGCGAGGCUGCAGUUAUACCUGCAAGAGCUUGAGAAGAUGUAUGGGUGGACUGGGCGCUUAAUU
Molecule: messenger RNA, 399 nt
Organism: Trypanosoma rangeli
Lineage: Eukaryota; Euglenozoa; Kinetoplastea; Trypanosomatida; Trypanosomatidae
Product: beta galactofuranosyl glycosyltransferase
Exons: 1
Source: RefSeq, a predicted model, not a curated record